Messenger RNA from Durio zibethinus, 698 nucleotides. RefSeq names its product large ribosomal subunit protein eL14z-like. Gene Ontology annotation, biological process: translation; ribosomal large subunit biogenesis. The record is from RefSeq and is a predicted model, not a curated record. Gene Ontology annotation, molecular function: RNA binding; structural constituent of ribosome. Gene Ontology annotation, cellular component: cytosolic large ribosomal subunit; ribosome. NCBI's taxonomy places the organism in Eukaryota, Viridiplantae, Streptophyta, Magnoliopsida, Malvales, Malvaceae.
UAAGAAACAAAAAAAUUAGAUCCAACGGUUAUCAACACCCUAUAGAACCACCAAUACAAUGUAAACCCUAAUUCCUACUCUCUCUUUCGUUUCCUCUCCGCCUCUCUUUCUCUCCCACACUCACAGCAAAAAUGCCGUUCAAGAGGUACGUUGAGAUCGGGAGAGUGGCUCUCGUUAACUACGGCAAAGACUAUGGCAAGUUGGUUGUCAUCGUUGAUGUCGUUGACCAGAACAGAGCACUUAUUGAUGCCCCAGAUAUGGUCAGAGGCCAAAUGAACUUCAAGAGGCUUACAUUGACAGAUAUCACAAUUGACAUUCCCCGCAUUCCAAAGAAGAAGACAUUGAUUGAAGCUAUGGAGAAGGCUGAUGUUAAGAACAAGUGGGAGAAUAGCUCAUGGGGUAGAAAGCUGAUUGUCCAGAAGAGAAGGGCUUCUCUCAAUGACUUUGAUAGGUUCAAACUUAUGUUGGCUAAGAUCAAGAGAUCUGGAGUCAUCAGGCAAGAGCUUGCUAAGCUGAAAAAGGAGAAUGCAUCUUGAAUUGAUAUUGAAUCAUGGAUUUUGCUAGUUUAUCAUCAAUAUUCUGCAAGUUGUUCUUUUGGAAUGGUUUUUUUUUCUUUUAUUCUAUUAAUUAAGGAUUAAGAUCGGUUGAGGGCAAUGUCUUUGCGAUAUGACAGAUUUUGUAGUGAGUUCAUUGCUAGA